This is a messenger RNA of Callorhinchus milii (elephant shark), 2547 nucleotides long. It is a transcript of the gene caprin1b, whose product is annotated as cell cycle associated protein 1b. The transcript is spliced from 18 exons. Bases 123 to 2273 code for a protein of 716 amino acids. Gene Ontology annotation, cellular component: cytoplasm. Gene Ontology annotation, molecular function: RNA binding. Lineage: Eukaryota; Metazoa; Chordata; Chondrichthyes; Chimaeriformes; Callorhinchidae. The record is from RefSeq and is a predicted model, not a curated record.
AUAUAUCAUAUGUAUAUAUAUUUUUAAAAAAAAAUCCAAAAAAAAAAACUAAAACCACUUCGAAACAGACGCGAGUCGAGAGGGAGAGAGAAAAGAGAAAAAAAAAAACAACACCAUCCAAAAUGCCCGCAGCCACCGCCACUAAAGCGGCAGAAUCGCGCUCCUCCUCCGCCGCCGGGCCCGAAGCCGCGGCCACGGCCUCAGCCGCCGCCGCCGCCGCCGCCCUCCCCGCCGCCCCGAGUCUCCAGCCCGGGCACCCGCAGAACGAGGCCCUCCGGCAGGUCCUCAAUGUCAUCGACAAGAAAGUGCGGAACAUGGAGAAGAAGAAGGCCAAGCUGGAUGAUUACCAAGAACGACUUGACCGAGGAGAAGCCCUAAACCAAGACCAAUUGGAAGCGGUUGGAAAGUUGCAAGAAGUUGCGAACAAUCUGGAAUUUGCUCGUGAAUUGCAACGAAGCUUCAUUGCUUUAGGUCAAGAUAUCCAAAAAUCCUUAAAGAAGGCAGCUCGUCGGGAACAAUUGAUGAGAGAGGAAGUAGAACAAAAGCGGCUAAAAACGGUGCUUGAACUACAGUAUGUGUUGGACAAAUUGGGUGAUGAUGAUACACGCAACGACUUGAAACAAGGCUGGAAUGGAUCUUUUGUCCUUACCGAAGAGGAGCUCACACUGGUGGAUGAUUUUUACAAGUUGGUACAACCCGAACGAGACAUGAACCUCAGGCUGUGUGAACAGUUUGAACAAUCGUCAGUGCACUUAUGGGACCUACUGGAAGGAAGAGACAAGGCGGUUGGGGGUACAACCUAUAAGAAGCUGAAGGAAAUAGUUGACCGACUCCUAUGCAGUGGCUAUUUUGACAGCGUGCAUAACCACCAAAAUGGAGUGUGUGAAGAAGAAGAGCCGUCCCCUGUACCUGCUGAGGAACAGCCUCCAGAACCAGAACCUGAAGCAAUUGAAGAGUAUGUGGAACAAACUGAUGUAGAAGCCAGAGAAUUUGUAAACAGGCAGUUCAUUGCAGAGGCACAGUUCAGCAGCAGCCAGAAAGAGCAAGCUGAUGAAUGGAAUGCAGAGCCCGUUGAGGUUGUGAAUUCCCUGCAGCAGCAGCAGCAGCAGCAGCAGCCACCCACAGUACCUGAAACUCAUGCACUGAACACAGUGGCACCCUCAGACCCUUUGGUCAGGAGGCAGAGGGUACAAGAUCUUAUGGCACAAAUGCAAGGGACCUUCAACUUUAUGCAGGAUUCCAUGCUUGAGUUUGAGAGUCAGACAAUGGACCCUGCUAUUGUUUCAGCGCAGCCCAUGAAUCCUGCACAGACCAUGGAAAUGCCCCAAAUGGUCUGCACACCAGUGCACUCUGAGUCCAGACAUGCCCAGUCCAACGCUGUCUCCGUUCCGUCGGAAGUUACGCAGGUACCUUUGGUAUCUUCCACAACCGAAUCAUACACACCAUCUCAGCCCAUGUACCAGCCUUCCCACGUGUCAGAGCAGCGAACCCAGAAAGAAUCUAUGGACUCGAUUCAGGUUACAAUGUCACUGGCGUCUGAACAACCCCCAACCUCCACAGCAAUUCCUGUUGCUUCCCAGUCGCAAGCUUUUCAAGCUCCUCCCAGCAAACCCCUCCACAGCAGUGGUAUAAAUGUGAAUGCUGCUCCAUUCCAGUCAAUGCAAACGGUGUUUAAUAUGAACGCACCAGUGCCUCCGGCCAGUGAGCCUGAAGCUCUCAAGCAGCAAAGUCCGUAUCAGGCCAGCUACACCCAAGGUUUCAGCAGCCAGCCUCAGCACCAAGUGGAACAGUCUGAACUACAGCAGGAGACUCUCACAACUGUGAGUCCUUACCAUACAUCUCAAGACCAAACGCACCCAGCGGCAGGUGCUCAUCAGCAACUAUCCCAGCAAAUCCAGCAGAAUGCUGGCUUCCAACGCACAGGCCAGGCUUUCUACAACAGCAGGGGAGUGUCUCGUGGUGGACCACGCAACUCGCGUGGAGCUAUAAAUGGCUAUCGGGGACCUACUAAUGGAUUCAGAGGUGGAUAUGACAGCUACCGCCCUCCAUUUUCAAACACUCCAAACAGCGGCUAUGGACAGUCUCCGUUUACUUCGGCUCGUGACUACUCCAACUCUAGCUACCAACGUGACGGAUACCAACCAAACUUCAAACGUGGCUCUGGACCUGGCGGACCUCGGGGCACCCCUCGAGGCCGGGGACUGAUGAGACCCAGAGGUAUGAAUAAAAAGAUUGUAGCCAUGCCUCAGAUGACUGCACAAGAAGUGAUUUAAACUGAACCGCCUCGCCCACCCGCAUUUCGAAUGGAAGGGAUUUUUAUGCAACUGUGAAAUAUUUUAGACCGUAACCCUAAACAAACAACAAUAAGAAUUCUUGGAUUCCUGUAGCCUCUUCGAUCCAGCUGGUCCCAGGAAGUGGAACAGACCCUCCUUUGUUGCAGUGACUGCAUAUCGUGAUUCUUUUUAUAUACAUGAAAAAAUCCCCCCAAAAUUAAACUCACACUGAUGUAACAAGAAAAUCUAAAUAAAAUGUUUUACAAAAAUUGAA